GUAUAAACUAAAGUAAUAGAGAAAUUGUUGCUCGAGACUUCAUAUUUUGGUUUUGCGUGCGGCUUGUAAUUAAUUAACUAAAAACAUGGGCGAUGUGGAUAAAUGGCUGGCGCAGACCUCAGAGUGCAAAUACUUGCCGGAGCACGAGCUAAAGAAACUAUGCGGUGUGGUAUGCGAGCUGCUGCUGGAGGAGAGCAAUGUGCAGCCCGUGAGCUCGCCCGUGACUGUUUGCGGGGACAUACACGGGCAGUACUAUGAUCUGCAGGAGCUGUUCAAGACGGGCGGGGAGGUGCCGCAUACGAAUUACAUAUUCAUGGGUGACUUUGUGGAUCGCGGCUAUUAUAGCUUGGAAACAUUUACGCGUCUGCUGGCGCUAAAGGCGCGUUAUCCGCAUCGCAUGACGCUGCUGCGUGGCAAUCAUGAGACGCGUCAGAUAACCAAGGUCUAUGGCUUCUUUGACGAGUGUUUUGCCAAAUAUGGCAACAGCAAUGGCUGGAAGUAUUGCUGCCAGGUCUUUGAUUUGCUUACAGUGGCGGCCAUUAUAGAUGAGCAGGUGCUUUGCGUGCAUGGCGGACUCAGUCCGGACAUCGUUACGCUCGAUCAAAUGCGCACUAUCGAGCGCAAUGGCGAAAUUCCGUUCAAGGGCGCACUUUGUGAUCUGGUGUGGUCCGAUCCGGAGGACAUCGAGUCGUGGGAUUCAAGUCCACGCGGCGCUGGCUGGUUGUUUGGUCACAAAGUCGCCGAGGACUUUAUGCGCAUCAAUAGCCUGCAGCUCAUCUGCCGCGCCCAUCAGCUGGUCGAGGAGGGCAUCAAGUACAUGUUUGCCGGCAAACUGGUGACCGUUUGGUCGGCGCCCAAUUAUUGCUACCGCUGCGGCAAUGUGGCAGCUAUACUCAGUUUUAAUAACGCUCAGCAGCGUUUGACUAAAAUCUUUACGGCCGUGCCGGACUCGGCGCGUGUGAUUCCAACUCGCAAUGCUACGCCGUAUUUUCUGUAGUGAGCGCUUCACACUCCUGAUGUGUAUACAAUAAAAAUAUUCAUAGCAUUGUUACAAUUCAA
Messenger RNA from Drosophila busckii, 1059 nucleotides. RefSeq names its product serine/threonine-protein phosphatase 6 catalytic subunit. Gene Ontology annotation, biological process: peptidyl-serine dephosphorylation; G1/S transition of mitotic cell cycle. The record is from RefSeq and is a predicted model, not a curated record. Gene Ontology annotation, molecular function: protein serine/threonine phosphatase activity. Gene Ontology annotation, cellular component: cytoplasm. Lineage: Eukaryota; Metazoa; Arthropoda; Insecta; Diptera; Drosophilidae. The coding region runs from base 86 to 997 and encodes 303 amino acids. The transcript has a single exon.